CACGGUACCCGUUGCCUUCUCCACACACUGCUUAUCGAUAUACUCGGCGACAACACUGUUGUGGUUGGCGACAAACGGAUCGCCGCCAUAUUGAAUAUCCACCUUGGACAGGGACAUGUGAAAAAUUACGUUUGUUUUGUGGGACAGUUAGUGGAUAAUCGCACACUUUUGACGAGCCGGCCGACAGUUAAAUAUUAUGGACAUCGUCAGCAGCUGAAGACAAAAGCCAUGGAGAACAGAAUAGUAAGCAACGUAUUGCAGAAGAACAGUGACUUCCUGUCCCGCCAUCUUGUCCUGUCGCCCACAGUUCUGGAGAAGCUUCAAGAGAAUGGCCUGAUUAGCGAAUACGUCAAGCGGCAGCUGGCGUUCAAGGACACAGAUGAACAAGUUCCCUGCCUCAUCGAGAGUUUUAGCGACCGCGGUUUAUUGACAUUCAGAAAGUUUCUGGCAGUUCUUCGAGAAACGGGUCAUGGCUGGUUGGUAGACGUUCUGUUGAGGUCACAGGCUCUCAGUUAUGAAGAAAUCGCAACAACCGAUGGGCAAGCUGGACAAGUAGACUUCAGACAGGGGUCAGGUCUUGUAGGCGAAAGGUCAAGGUUACAUGGAAUGACCCCUGAACAUGCCCGGAUGAGACUGACGUCAGCACAUCUGAGAGGACGGGGAGGGGAUGUUGGGGGAGGUUAUGGGGAUGCAGGGUUGGGUUUGAGAGGGGUUGAAAGGGGAGGACUUGGUGAUGAGGGAUACCACGGGACAGGUUUUGGAUCAGGUGGUUACGAGAGGAGCGGUCUUGUCGGUGGGGGUUUCGAGAGGAGUGGUGUUGGAAGAGAGAUGGGUGGAUUAGGACUUGGUGGAGGCAGGUUAGCAAUUGGGGAUCGAACCAGCGGCUAUGGAUAUGAUAGAUCACAGUUUUCGCUUUUGCAAAAUAAAACGCCACCGGCGAAUCUUGGGAGUGUUCUUAGUGACAGUAGGCGGGUCGUUGGGAGUGGGAGAUUUAGGGGCCAGGUUGCCCCUGGGGCUCUAUUCUCCGACGGCAUGAGGGACCCACAACGAGGACCCCCCUUAGAUAUGGCUGGAGUAUCGACUGGCGACAUUCCCGGUGCCUUAUUGAACCUGCACGACCACUUCAGAAACCAGAGCGACACCAACGAGCAGAACCUGACCAUCCUGAAGCGAGAGGAGGUGGCCAUUAAGGAACUCCUCGACCAGAACAACAGGGAACAGGUCAAGGUCAGACGGAACCAGGGAGCACUGACGGACAUCGGACGUCGCCUGGAGGAGAUCAACGUCAGGACCAAUGAGGUAUAUGACCCCAAUGUCCACAGUCAGAUCUCGAGGUAUCGUCUGACCCAGCUCAACCAGAUACCUUGGUCCAAUAGUAGAUAACCUGGAGGAGAUCAACUCCUGGACCAAUGAGGUACAUGACCCCAAUGUCCACAGUCAGAUCUCGAGGUAUCGUCUGACCCAGCUGAACCAGAUACCUUGGUCGAAUAGUAGAUAACCUUGACAAGAUCAACUCCUGGACCAGCGAGGAACAUGACCCCAACGUCCACAGUCAGGUCACAAUAUUCCCCCCACCAGAUACCCUGGUUCAAUGAAAGGUAUCCUGGUGGUGACAAGUGCCAUGUCUUACCAGUAGGGCAGAACAUGCUUAGCCUCUUCACGAACACCUGGCGUCAUCACUGAUGUCCAGUGAUCCAUACAUAUUUUUUUACCGCCUCUUACGUCCAAUGUAAUCUGCUUCAGAGGAUAAUCGAGACUGGUUAUUCUCUGGCGUAGACGUUUUAUAUUUACAUUCUAUCAGGAAUAGACAGAAUUAUUGCGGCUGGAUUUGUCGAGGACAAGACGUAUACUAUCCUCUUGCGUCUUCUGUGUUGUGUCAGACACCUUGGAUUAUCUGUGACAGCAGCAUCAUCCCCGAUGUGGACUUUAUCUCAAUGUGUAAAGGCCAGUCCCUGCUUUUGUAUUUCAGUCUCAAGGAUUUAUGUGAAGGAUUAUAAAGAAACUGUUCUCUAAUGUGACAAUGAAUUAAUCUUACAUAUAUACUGGCAUGUAACAGCUAUUACAUAUACUAAGAAUGUUAUCCUUAAAUUGUUCUAAAAAUAUGUUUUUGAAUUGAAAAAGGCCAAAAUAUGAUAAGAGUCCUUUUCGGUCCAAGAGAUAUGCAUAAGAAAUGAGCACAGUCCUAUUUAGAGGCAGAUUUGUUUUUCAAAAACGAUUAGAACAUGUCUGAGAAUUAUCAUACCAAUAUUAAAAUGUUUUCCUUAACCUUAAGUUUGACAUUUCUAGUGGACCCAAAUGUCCAUUGUCAUACCUCGUGCUACGAUAUGCUAUCGCCGAUAUUCCUCUAAAACUGUUUUAUGUGAUAUCGGGUAGAGGUGCGGGGUUGGAUUGGAGGGGGGGAGUUACAUCUGUACCACUGAAUAUAUUCUGGUCCUAAGUGCCUUCAGCUGUGUCAUGUGAACUGCCCAUUUAUCUCAGACGUUCUCCUUCCUUGAAAUGUUUAUACCGUUACUUUUUACAGUGAUACAUGUAUGUUGAAACGUUAGGGACCGUGAUGGACGCAGGCUGUUCAGACAUGUUAGUGCUACGUGGAGUAUGUACCACUGAAUAUAUUCCGGUUCUAAGUGCCUUCAGGUGUAUCUUCUGAACUUCCCAUUCAUCCUUCCUUGAAAUCUGUAUACAGUUACUUUUUACCUUUUUUUUUCUUGUACCACUAAGCCCCGACUGUUUAAUAUUCUGGUGGAGCGUCUGGGCAUUUUAUUAAACAAUUGAAAUUGUAUCAUAAUACACUGGAAAAGUAUAAUUGUGUCUCAGAUAUUGUAUUUCAUAUUCAGAAACGAUGGAAGAAAGAUUGGUUGGCUUCCUCUUUCAGAGCAUAUUCUUUCAGGCCCGUCUCCCGUCCCACAACCUUCCAUCCCACACAGAUAUUAAAUAGUCGGUACUUUUUAAGAAGUAGUUAUUGUCUUCGUCUUUUUGAUUAUACCGAUUGUGAUAUACUCCAAAAAUACUCAACAAAUGGCUGUGAUUAAACUCGACCACGACACCGGUUACCAAGCCAAAGUACGUAUAGAGCUCAUAAUAUGUGGGGCCCGAUUAUUCAUUCAUGAUAUUCAUUGCUUAUUCAUUUAGUUUAUAGACAUCAAUAGAUGUAUUAUUGACUUUACAAAAUAUACUCCUUUAUAUUUUGAA
Haliotis rufescens (red abalone) is the source of this 3189-nucleotide messenger RNA. Its product is annotated as 29 kDa ribonucleoprotein, chloroplastic-like. Bases 229 to 1383 code for a protein of 384 amino acids. The record is from RefSeq and is a predicted model, not a curated record. The transcript has 3 exons. NCBI's taxonomy places the organism in Eukaryota, Metazoa, Mollusca, Gastropoda, Lepetellida, Haliotidae.